Molecule: messenger RNA, 1356 nt
Organism: Lobosporangium transversale
Lineage: Eukaryota; Fungi; Mortierellomycota; Mortierellomycetes; Mortierellales; Mortierellaceae
Product: Vps5 C terminal like-domain-containing protein
Exons: 4
Coding region: 1-1356 (451 amino acids)
Biological process (GO): retrograde transport, endosome to Golgi; protein retention in Golgi apparatus
Cellular component (GO): endosome
Molecular function (GO): phosphatidylinositol binding
Source: RefSeq, a predicted model, not a curated record
AUGUCCUUUAGACUUCCUGAGAACGGCGUGCUUCCUUGGUUUGAGAUCACGGUGGGUGAACCCCAAAAGGUUGGGGAUGUGAUCAAUCCUCAUAUUGUUUAUAAGGUUCAUGUCAAGACAAAUUCAACAGCAUUCAAAUCAAACGACUUCACAGUGCAAAGGAGAUAUAAAGACUUUUUAUGGCUCUACAACCAAUUAACGACUCAUAAUCCUGGAGUGAUUGUACCGCCAGUCUCAGAGAAACAUGCCAUUGGACGAUUUCAGAACGAGUUUGUAGAAAGCCGUAGAAUUGCAUUAGAAAGGUGUUUACGGAAGAUGACGGCACAUCCCAUGCUUUAUGGCGAUCCAGACUUGAAGCUCUUCUUGGAGAGUGAUAGUCUCUUUGCGGAGAUCAAAGAAAAGCGCCAAGAUAGCUCAAAGGGAUUCAUGACAAAGUUUGGGGAGACUCUUUCAAGUGCCACUACAUUCACAAAAGUGCAUGAAACAGAUGAGUGGUUUGAGUCACGCCGUAAUCAGCUAGAAGUACUUGAUAGCCAGCUCAAGUCGUUAUUAAAGGCGAUUGAAGCCAUCAUCAAGCAGCGCAAGGAUCUUGGAGCUUCAUCUGCAGAGUUCGGUGAGAGUAUUGUGUCAUUAGCUAGUACCGAACUAAACAAGCCGCUGGCUAACUCGCUUCUCGUCCUUGGUAACCUCAAGAUUCGAAUCAAGGAGCUUCAUGAGAAGCAAGCUAAUAUGGACGUGUUAACUUUGGAACAUACAGUGGAUGAAUAUAUUCGUACGAUCGGGUCUAUCAAGAUUGCAUUCAUGGCUCGUGCCAAAUUCAAUCAAAAUAUGGUGCAGGCCCAGAAUGACCUUUCGAAAAGGAAGGCUAAUUUCGAGAAAAUGAGCCAACCUAGCCGCAAGACCAAGCCUGAACGUCUCCAGCAGCUGCAACAAGAGAUUGCAGAGGCAGAGCAACGUGUGGAUUCAACCAAAAAGGAGUUUGAAGAGAUCUCUAGUUUGAUCCGACAAGAGUUUGAUCGGUUUGAUCGUGAGAAAGUUGAGGAUUUCAAACAGAGUGUGGAAGCAUUUCUGGCAAGCAUGGUCAAGCAUCAGCGCGAGAUUGUGGGGCUGUGGGAAAACUAUUUCAAAGCGCUCAACGGAGCUACUGAAGAACACAACCAAGCACAACAGCAAAGCCAGAAUCUUGGCGCAUCAAAAGCACAGACCUCAUCGCAGGGCGAUCUAUCACCUGCCACAGGAGCAGCGGUGGAUACCGCACCUCAGUCUGCCGUUGACAAUUCGUACACUCGGGAAGACCAUGGCAUCCGGACAAAUCAGCCGAAUGAUGUUCUUUCAGCAAAUGCAUGGAGCAGCUAG